UAGUAGGCAUAUACUUCAGUGUUAAUGUAACUCAACUAUGGACAUGGGUAGCCAUCUCCUCCUCACCGUUGUUGUUAGCCUCCAUGCAUUUAUGCACACUGCCAGCAGCGACGAAUUCAUCUUCAACGGCUUCUCCGAGGAAAAUCUAAAGCUGAGUGGUCAAGCUUCUAUGGUAGGCCGUGCUAUAAGGCUCAUCGGUGGCGUCACCCUGACAGAAGGGGAUGCUUUCUACAGCAGGCCCCUCGAUUUCAGUAGUAACUCCGGUGGUGGUGGAGCCUCCUUCUCAACAACUUUCGUGUUCGCCAUCAACUCUGACACCACCGAAGCUCCUGGCAUAGCCUUCGUGCUCUCUUCCACCAUGGAGCUGCAACAUCUGCACAACAACUCAUUGGUUCAGGGCCAGCUGGGUUUCGCUGAUGUAGGAGAUACAUCGCUCACCCACCGGCACUUGGUCAAGUGGCACGUGAGAUGAGCCUGAUCAGGAGAGCAUGUAACGCCUCUUGCUGGCGACACGCGUGUGUGGCCUAGGCUUGGUCACUGAUCACAGGAGCUCAUGGCGGAUACAGUUUUGUUGCUUUGUCGCCUGUAGAAGCUGGCGGGGGAAAGAACAAGUCCUAGUACUAGUUAACAAGUAGAGAAACUAUAUGCAUAUUGAUGCGAGAUAGAUAUAUAAUUUCAGAUUGGAUGGAUCUGUCUGUGUCACGAGUCAUUGGGUUGUGCAAUGUCGUUAGAAACCCGCAUCUAAGGCCUUUGUACAAUGCAUGAUGCUUAGUCGGAUAACCCAAGUUGAUGCUUAUUUUUAUAGGAGGAGUGGCUAAUUAAGCUUCUAA
Molecule: messenger RNA, 830 nt
Organism: Triticum aestivum (bread wheat)
Lineage: Eukaryota; Viridiplantae; Streptophyta; Magnoliopsida; Poales; Poaceae
Product: arcelin-2
Exons: 2
Coding region: 38-472 (144 amino acids)
Molecular function (GO): carbohydrate binding
Source: RefSeq, a predicted model, not a curated record